CUUUCUAUAUUACAAGUAAAAAUAAGUAACAUUUUUUUAGGUUUCUUGGUGGUUACAGUCAUGCUCUCGGAACCUCGAUGCCAUCCUGUCUGAGAAAUUAGGGUUAAGAGAAUGUCACCCUAGAAUUUUGAUGAAGUUAAACUUGAAUUUGGGGAUAUUUCAGAUUAGCGCCAAGGAUUUUUGGCGUGAAAACGAAUAUGGAGGGAAGGCUACAAUAUAUGUUCUGGUUUUUGUCAUAACAGUUCAAAUUUUCAGGAGACUCUUUGGUCUGAGACUUCGACGAAGUGAUUCUUCGGUUAGGGUUUUGAAUGCUUCGAUAACUGAUUCGUCAGCAAUUGGAAUAUCGGAGAUUGUAUCAAACUCUGAUUUACGAAACUUGAUUGAUGAUUUGGAUGGUAAAGGGAGUGAAUCCCAAAAGUGGGAAUCUGUUAUAGAGAAAAGCAACAAUCUCAUAUACUACAAUGCGAAGUGCUGCAAGCCAAAGGAUGGCCCUUUGAAAUACAUUAGCGUGACAACAUUUGAGAACUGCUCGACUGAGCUGCUGAGGGACUUCUACUUGGAUAACAAGUACAGAAAGGAGUGGGAUAAGACACUUGUUGAACACGAGCAGUUGCAGGUUUAUGAGCAGAAUGGCACAGAGAUUGGGCGCACCAUCAAGAAGUUCCCACUUCUCACACCUAGAGAGUAUGUCUUGGCAUGGCGUGUAUGGGAAGGAACGGAUAAAACAUUAUAUUGCUAUAUGAAGGAUUGUGAUCAUCCUUUGGCACCACCACAGAAGAAAUAUGUACGAGUUGGGCUUUUCAGAUCUGGUUGGCGGAUCCGGAAAGUUCCCGGAAGAGAUGCUUGUGAGAUAAAAAUGGUGCACCAAGAAGAUGCUGGUCUGAAUAUUGAAAUGGCAAAGCUAGCAUUUGCCAAGGGGAUUUGGAGUUAUGUGUGCAAGAUGAACAUGGCUCUGCGAAAAUAUGCCCUUAUAAGGCCGAUGUCAGGGCGAUGCUCGCUGGAGCUUAUACAAAAGGUUCCCCUAGAACUGGAGAUGACCCGUCUCGAGGGCUCAAGCUCAAGCCCUGGCUUUAGGAAGGACAAGAGAGAAGCCAAAGACAAGAAAUUCUUGAAGAGACCUUCAAAGAAAUUCAUAGCAAACGGUUUACUUCUCCUUGGUGGUGCAGUUUGUCUAUCUCGUAGCCACUAUAUGCUUGGGGCCAAGCUAGCCAUGGUAUGCAUAUUGAACAAGCUGGUUAAGCAUCAAGCCCCUUCCAGCCCAUCUGAAGCAAAACGGCAUGCGCAUGUGGAAUCAAGCUCUCGGCUUAGCAGGUGAUCGAUUGAAACUGUUCUCUAGGUUCUCUAAUUUGUUCUAGUUUUGCUUUGUAUAUAAGAUGCUUUGUAUUUUCUUUUCUGGAAAGUGUAUGCUUAAUGUUUAGUGUGACUGUAAUAUCGCUUUUACUACAGAUGCUGUAUUGUUGUAAUUGCCAAAUUUGGCGGUAACCGAACUUUGUUUUUUGUCUCUCUUUUCUUUAAGUAAGUACUUGGCUUUAGGUUAAA
Messenger RNA from Amborella trichopoda, 1539 nucleotides. RefSeq lists its product as uncharacterized. Gene Ontology annotation, molecular function: lipid binding. NCBI's taxonomy places the organism in Eukaryota, Viridiplantae, Streptophyta, Magnoliopsida, Amborellales, Amborellaceae. The record is from RefSeq and is a predicted model, not a curated record.